Quercus robur (English oak) is the source of this 1043-nucleotide messenger RNA. Its product is annotated as glycine-rich RNA-binding protein 4, mitochondrial-like. The transcript is spliced from 5 exons. Lineage: Eukaryota; Viridiplantae; Streptophyta; Magnoliopsida; Fagales; Fagaceae. The coding region runs from base 196 to 618 and encodes 140 amino acids. Gene Ontology annotation, molecular function: RNA binding. The record is from RefSeq and is a predicted model, not a curated record.
CGCCUUUACAGUUGCAUAACAUGUCUUGAAAGAGUUGAGGUUAACAACUCGUCAUUCCUCGUAACAUUUUCUGGUAACUAAACUCACCGAACCCAGCCUCAACCUGAACAAAUCCCGAUUGUGGACUGGCUCCAUUCCAUGUUUUGGUCUCAAAAUCAAAAUCAUAAACAAAGCAAAGAAGGAAAACAUUGAACAAUGAAGAACGCUAUGGGUAUGGUGUUCCUUGCCAGAAGAAUACUAACAAAGGCCAACUGCCCAGCUUCAAAACUGCGAUACUAUUCUUCCCCACCCUCCUCUCCUCCCCCUAACAAUAAGCUCUUUGUUGGAGGUUUAUCAUGGUCAGUGGACGAGAAGUCCCUGACUGACGCUUUUUCUUCCUUUGGAGAGGUCACUGAAGUGAAUAUACUUUAUGAUAAAGACACCGGAAGGUCUAGAGGCUUUGGGUUUGUUAAUUUUUCAAAGGAAGAUGAUGCAAGAUGUGCAAAGGAUGCUAUGGAUGGGAAGGCAUUGUUAGGUCGACCACUGCGGAUAAGCUUUGCUCUUGAGAAGGUUCGUGGUGGUCCUGUUGUAGUUCCUCAUCUUUCAAAAAUUGGAGAUAUUGCAACUCGCAAUACUUAAAUGCCCUGGGUUUUUUGAGACCUUUGACUUGUGCCCAACUAUUUAAUGGAGUUCUAUGGUGAAGGGUUUGGUGAUUGGAGAGGUGAAUGUGGAUGUUGAUUAUGGACAGCUACAUAUGAAGCUUUAUCACUUGUAAGUAGUAACUCUGACCUGCCUUUUCUCUUUCAAGAGUGGGUGAUUCAGCCCGAACUCCAAUGAUUGGGCCAAAACCAUAAACACCGAACUUCCUCACAGUUUAGAUAACUAGAUAUUAAAGAGGUGGGUUGCUUCUAUACAUACUAGGCCCCGAGAUCAAUCAUGAUGUGCAUAACGUCACAUUGUAUUGUACUGAGGCACUAAUUAUAUUAUUGAACACUAGUUUUGAAUCACGUGUAAAUUACAAUUAGAGAAUGUUAAUAAUAAACAAUAUUAUAAUUCUCACAUUA